This is a messenger RNA of Marasmius oreades (fairy-ring Marasmius), 1234 nucleotides long. RefSeq lists its product as uncharacterized. The transcript is spliced from 10 exons. The record is from RefSeq and is a predicted model, not a curated record. Gene Ontology annotation, molecular function: palmitoyltransferase activity. NCBI's taxonomy places the organism in Eukaryota, Fungi, Basidiomycota, Agaricomycetes, Agaricales, Marasmiaceae. The coding region runs from base 68 to 1234 and encodes 388 amino acids.
AUGGUACGGAAAUGAAGUUUCCGUUGAGCUAUUAGCUUUGCUCGUUCCCUUCAAUCUCUUGGUUGCGAUGCUACUGUGGAAUUACUUUUUAUGUGUGAAUACGGAACCUGGUCGUGUCCCGGAGCAUUGGAAACCCGACAGUCAUUUUGAUGGUUUCGAGGUGAAGAAAUUGACUGGGGCACCGCGAUAUUGCAGGACGUGCGAGAGACACAAGCCCCCACGUACUCACCAUUGUCGUCAAUGCAAUCGUUGUGUACUUCGAAUGGACCAUCAUUGUCCUUGGAUUAAUAAUUGUGUUGGUCACUUCAACUACGGCCAUUUUAUUCGGUUCCUAUUCUAUGUGGAUGUCGCAUGCUCCUAUCAUAUUGCAAUGGUAACUCGCCGAGUGUCAACAGUGUCUUUGAAUUAUUGGGAUUCAAUGUCUACUGCAGAACUGGUGUUUAUUAUCCUCAACUACGUUGCCUGUCUCCCGGUAUUACUUUCAGUUGGUGCCUUCAGUCUUUAUCACUUUUAUGGUCUGAUUGGAAACACCACAACCAUCGAAGGCUGGGAAAAGGACAAGGCAGCAACCAUGGUCAGAAGAGGGAAGAUCCGCGAAGUCAAAUACCCCUAUAACCUGGGCUGGAGGAAAAACAUUGAAUCUGUACUAGGAAAAAACAUGUUCCUGUGGUGUUACCCGACGAGGACCCCUGGAAGUGGAUUACGAUACGACCUUGCGGAGGGCGAGGGAGGUUCUUGGCCACCGAAAGAUCCAGCAAGGAGCCAACAUGAAGAUCCGCAGAAAGGAUUUAUUCUUCCAGGUUCACCUUGGACCUAUGAGAACGGCAGCUUCAACCCAGAGUUGCAACCGUAUAAUUCACGUAUUCGGAAUGGGGAUUCAUCGCAGGCGCGUCAACGUCAACGAACAAAUAAAGGGGCAUCGGAGCUUCCACCGUACCAUCCAGAUUACGACCCGGUCUCAUCGUACGAGGAUGGUUCAGAUAGAUCCCUUGAAUUGUCCGAAGAGGAAGAGCUUCCGGGAGGUUCACGGAUUCGUAGGGGAUCGGAAGGAUACGAAGUACGACCAGUCGGACGUGAGGAUAUGCUGAGAAGGUAUCUCGAGGAGUUGGGUGAAACACCAGGUCGAUAUCAUCGGUACAUCCCAAUGCCAGAUAGCGAUGGGGAAAACGAGCGUGACAACAACUCUGACCAAAUUCCAUUGGCUAAAUUACGCGAAAUGCAACAUAGUGAUUAA